Alternaria arborescens is the source of this 1356-nucleotide messenger RNA. Its product is annotated as Sulfide:quinone oxidoreductase. Gene Ontology annotation, molecular function: FAD binding; sulfide:quinone oxidoreductase activity. The record is from RefSeq and is a predicted model, not a curated record. The transcript has a single exon. Gene Ontology annotation, cellular component: mitochondrion. NCBI's taxonomy places the organism in Eukaryota, Fungi, Ascomycota, Dothideomycetes, Pleosporales, Pleosporaceae. Bases 1 to 1356 code for a protein of 451 amino acids.
AUGUUCGCAUUGCGCAACCGCGCUGCGUUGGCCUCGAGUCGUUUAAAGACCAGCACAAACCGUUCCAACGUUUUUCGUGGCCUCGCCACUGUCGCGCCUGCGAGCACCUCAUUCAGGAACCAUAAAGUUGUUGUUGUUGGUAGUGGCUCAGCUGGGAUCGCACUAAGUCAUCAGCUUCUCCACAAGGGGAAAUUUAAGAAAGAUGACAUUGCAGUCAUCGACCCAGCAACAUUGCAUCAUUAUCAGCCAGGUUGGACGCUUGUGGGAGGCGGAUUGAAAACCAAAGAUGACUUCCAAAGGCCGCUACGUGAGCUCAUCGAACCCAAACUCGCAUUUUACAACAAGAAUGUUGCGGCCAUUAAUCCAAAGGAGAAUUACGUGUCGCUUGCGGAUGGUGAAAGGAUAAACUACGAGCAACUCGUUGUUGCACCCGGCAUCAAGAUCGACUACGGCAGCGUUAAGGGUCUUGCCGAAUCCAUGGCUGAUCCAGACAGCCUCGUAGCAUCCAUCUAUAGCUACGACUAUUGCGACAAAGCCUUCCGAAACAUUCAACGAACGAAAAAAGGCGCAGCAAUAUUUACUCAACCAGCUGGUGUUGUUAAAUGUGCGGGCGCACCUCAAAAGAUCAUGUGGCUUGCACUGGACUACUGGAAGCGGGCGGGCCUGUAUGACUAUGGGCCUGGUCAAUCACCAAUCAAGGUUACUUUCGCAACCGGCUUGCCCACGAUGUUCGGCGUGCCAAAAUACAGCGUCAAGCUCAACGAGUUACGAGAAAAGAAAAGGGUCGAAGGAUUGUUCGAGCACAACCUUGUUUCGAUAGACGGAAACACUGCUACUUUUGACCGUCCCGGUGGGAAAGAGCAGGUACAGCGACAGUUCGACUUCCUUCAUGUUGCGCCUCGAAACGUGCCACAUGCCUUCGUGAAAGAGAGCGGUCUCAGCAACGAAGCAGGCUAUGUAGACGUUGACCAGCAUUCUUUACGUCACAAGACAUACAAGAAUGUGUGGUCUAUGGGCGAUGCGUCGGGUCUACCUACGUCGAAAACAGUGGCUGCAAUAACGUCACAGGCACCUAUUCUCACUAAGAACAUCUUACUUAGCAUGGCGGGAAAAGAGCCUUCGUCAGAUUAUGACGGCUACACGUCGUGUCCGCUGCUAACAGGUGAUAAGCAAGUGCUUCUGGCAGAAUUCAAGUACGGCGGUGUUCCAAAGGAAACAUUUAACGAAUGGUUUGGUAUCGAUCAGGCAGUUCCGCGUCGCGCGUUCUAUCACCUGAAGAAGGACUUCUUCCCCUGGGUAUACGACCGUUUCCAUGUGACUGGUCACUGGGGCGGACCGAAAGGCUGGAUCAGAUAG